AUGACGGGCCAAAAGCUCCCCGAGGUCGAUCUAGCCACCAGGAUGCAAGUCGACGACUCCGUCGUGGGCACGACCGAGAUCGACGAGGCCCUCUACAGCCGACAGCUCUAUGUCUUGGGCCACGAGGCCAUGAAGCGCAUGGGCGCCUCCAACGUCCUCGUUGUUGGCCUCAAGGGCCUCGGCGUCGAGAUCGCAAAGAACAUCGCCCUGGCUGGCGUCAAGAGCCUGACGCUCUACGACCCGGCUCCCGUCCAGCUCGCCGACCUCUCCACUCAGUUCUUCCUCACCCCGCACGAUGUGGGGAAGCCUAGAGACGAAGUGACGGCAUCCCGGGUGGCCGAGCUCAACGCUUACACCCCAGUCAAGGUCCACCAAUCGUCUGGGCUCGUCGAUAACCUCUCCCAGUUCGACAAGUACCAGGUUGUUGUCCUGACCAACUUGCCCAUUUCGGCCCAGAAAGCCAUCGGAGACUACUGCCACUCAAAGGGCAUCUACGUCGUCGUUGCCAACACGUUCGGCCUCUUUGGCUCCAUCUUCUGCGACUUUGGUGACAAGUUCACCGUCAUCGACCCCACUGGCGAGACGCCGUUGAGCGGAAUCGUUGCUGGCGUCGACGAAGAGGGCCUCGUCUCGGCUCUCGACGAGACCCGGCAUGGCUUGGAAGAUGGCGACUACGUCACCUUUUCCGAGGUGGAGGGCAUGGAGGGCCUGAACGGGUGCGAACCCCGGAAAAUUACUGUCAAGGGCCCUUACACUUUUUCCAUUGGAGACGUGUCGGGCCUCGGCACAUACAGGCGCGGCGGAAUGUACCAGCAGGUCAAGAUGCCCAAGAUUGUCAACUUCAAGAGCUUUACGGCGGCUCUCAAGGAGCCCGAGUUCCUCAUGUCAGACUUUGCCAAGUUCGAUCGGCCUCCGCAGCUCCACCUCGGCUUCCAGGCCCUCGAGGCCUUCCAGCUGUCCAACGGCCGGCUACCGAAGCCCAUGGACGACGAGGACGCUGCCGUAGUGCUCGGCGCAGCCAAGAAGUUUGCCGAGCAGGAGAAGCUCGAGAUGGAGAUCGACGAGAAGCUGCUCAAGGAACUCAGCUACCAAGCAAUGGGAGACCUCAGCCCCAUGGCCGCCCUCUUCGGCGGCAUUGCUGCGCAAGAGGUGCUCAAGGCCGUGUCGGGCAAGUUUCAACCCAUCCAGCAGUGGAUGUACUUUGAUGCCAUCGAGUCGAUCCCCACAUCUACGAAGCGCACUCCGGAGCUGUGCAAGCCCGUGGGAAGCCGCUACGACGGCCAAAUCGCCGUCUUUGGCAGCGAGUUCCAGGAAAAGAUUGGCAACGUCAAGCAGUUCUUGGUCGGCGCAGGCGCCAUUGGCUGCGAAAUGCUCAAGAACUGGGCCAUGAUGGGCCUCGGAGUCGGGCCCAAGGGCAAGAUCUACGUGACGGACAUGGACUCGAUUGAGAAGAGCAAUCUCAAUCGGCAGUUUCUGUUCCGCGCUGCCGACGUGGGCAGCAUGAAGAGCGACUGCGCGGCCCGAGCCGUGCAGCGGAUGAACCCCGAGCUCGAGGGCCACAUGGUGACGAUGAAGGACAGGGUCAGCGCCGACACGGAGCACACCUUCAACGAGGAGUUUUGGCAGGCCCUGGACGGCGUGACCAACGCUCUGGACAAUGUCGAGGCCAGGACGUACGUCGACAGGCGCUGCGUCUUCUUCCGCAAGCCACUGCUGGAGAGCGGCACCCUGGGCACCAAGGGCAACACCCAAGUCGUCUUGCCACAUCUGACCGAGUCGUACUCGUCCUCCCAAGACCCGCCGGAGAAGGAAUUCCCCAUGUGCACCAUCCGGAGCUUCCCCAACCGAAUCGAGCACACCAUUGCGUGGGCCAAGGAAUACAUGUUUGAGAGGUCUUUUGUCAAGGCCCCACAGACGGUGAACCUGUAUCUGACGCAGCCCAACUUCCUGGAGACGACGUUGAAGCAAGGCGGCAACCAAAGGGAGACGCUCGAGACGAUUCGCAACUACCUCACGACGGAGCGUCCCCGCACGUUUGAGGACUGCAUUGCCUGGGCCCGGAUGCUGUUCGAGACGGAGUUUUCCAACAAGAUCCAACAGCUGCUGCACAACUUCCCCAAGGACUCGGAGACGUCGAGCGGCACACCCUUCUGGUCCGGGCCCAAGCGCGCGCCGGAUCCGCUCAAGUUUGACCCAAACAACCCGGCACACUUUGGCUUCGUCGUCGCGGCCGCGAACCUGCACGCCUUUAACUUCAACAUCAAGUCGCCUGGGAUGGAGAAGUCGAUUUACCUGAGGGAGUUGGAGAAUGUGAUUGUGCCGGACUUUACCCCCGAUGCCAACGUCAGGAUCCAGGCCGAUGACAAGGAGCCGGACCCCAACGAAAACACAGGCUUGGAUGACGGCGACGAGCUAGACAAGAUCAUGGCCGGCAUCCCGUCGUCCAACACGCUCGCGGGCUUCCAGCUCCAGCCGGUCGAGUUUGAGAAGGACGACGACAGCAACCACCACAUCGACUUCAUCACGGCGUGCAGCAACCUGCGGGCCGAGAACUACAAGAUCGAGGCGGCGAACCGCCACAAGACCAAGUUCAUCGCGGGCAAGAUCAUCCCGGCGAUUGCAACGACGACGGCGCUGGUGACCGGGCUGGUGGUGCUGGAGCUGUACAAGGUGAUUGACGGCAAGAAGGACGUGGAGCAGUUCAAAAACGGUUUCAUCAACCUGGCACUGCCCUUCUUUGGCUUCAGCGAGCCGAUUACGAGCCCCAAGGUGGAGUACCAGGGCCCGGACGGCAAGGUGACGCUGGACAAGAUCUGGGACCGGUUCGAGGUGGACAACAUUACGCUGCAGGAACUCCUCGACUACUUCAAGGCCAAGGGCCUGAGCGUCAGCAUGCUCAGCUCAGGCGUCAGCCUGCUUUACGCGAGCUUCUUUCCUCCAUCAAAGCUCAAGGAACGCUACGGCAUGAAGCUCAGCAGGCUGGUCGAGACCAUCUCGAAGAAGGCGAUUCCGUCGCACCAGAAGGAGGUGAUAUUCGAGAUUGUGGCCGAGGACAUGGCCGAGGAGGAUGUGGAAGUGCCGUACAUCAAGGUGACGGACUGGGUCAAGCCCGGCGACAAGUCUGGCGAGUACAAGCGCCAGGUCAGCUCGUUCCGCGACCGCAUCUCGCGCGAGAGCGGUGCCAAGUAUCCGCCCGAGAAGGGGCGCUAUCACCUCUACGUCAGCUACGCCUGUCCUUGGGCCCACCGCACCCUCAUCACCAGGAGGCUCAAGGGCCUCGAGGACCUCAUCUCGUACUCGGUCGUGCACUGGCACCUCGCCGAGGGAGGAUGGCGCUUCGUCACGGCCGACGAGAAGGAGCCCGGCGACAACGUGGUGCCGGAUCCCAUCGACGGCCACGGCGCCUUCACCCACCUGCGCCACGUCUACUUUGAGUCGGACGAGGAUUACCAGGGCCGCUUCACCGUGCCGGUCCUGUACGACAAGAAGACGAAGCGCAUCGUCAGCAACGAGAGCAGCGAGAUUGUCCGCAUGCUCGGCACCGAGUUUGACGACUUGGUCCGGCCAGAGUUCCGCUCCGUCGUGCUGUAUCCAGAGAAGCUGCGCGGGCAGAUUGACGAGACCAACGAGUGGACGUAUGACUUGAUCAACAACGGCGUCUACAAGUCGGGCUUUGCCACGACGGCGCAAGCCUAUGAGAAAAACGUCGUCGCUCUCUUCGAGGCCCUCGACCGAGCCGAGAAGCACCUCGCCGGACAGACCGACGGGCCCUAUUACUUUGGCAAGGCGCUGACCGAGGCCGACAUUCGCCUGUACGUGACGCUGGUGCGCUUCGACCCCGUCUACGUCCAGCACUUCAAGUGCAACGUGCGCGACGUCCGCUCGGGCUAUCCGGCGCUGCACCGCUGGAUGCGCACCCUGUACUGGAAGCACGCGGCGUUUGGCGGGACGACGCAGUUUGACCACAUCAAGUGGCACUACACGCGCAGCCACACGCAAAUCAACCCCAUGUCCAUCACGCCGCUCGGGCCCCUGCCGCACAUUCUGCCGCUCGACGAUGAGGUGCCGGCUGCUGCCGGUGCCGCAAAGUCGUAA
Hirsutella rhossiliensis is the source of this 4095-nucleotide messenger RNA. RefSeq names its product thiF family domain-containing protein. Gene Ontology annotation, biological process: protein sumoylation. Bases 1 to 4095 code for a protein of 1364 amino acids. NCBI's taxonomy places the organism in Eukaryota, Fungi, Ascomycota, Sordariomycetes, Hypocreales, Ophiocordycipitaceae. Gene Ontology annotation, cellular component: cytoplasm; SUMO activating enzyme complex. The record is from RefSeq and is a predicted model, not a curated record. The transcript has 8 exons. Gene Ontology annotation, molecular function: SUMO activating enzyme activity; glutathione transferase activity.